This is a messenger RNA of Cryptococcus wingfieldii CBS 7118, 1356 nucleotides long. RefSeq lists its product as hypothetical. The transcript has 3 exons. The record is from RefSeq and is a predicted model, not a curated record. Gene Ontology annotation, molecular function: ribonuclease MRP activity. Gene Ontology annotation, biological process: nuclear-transcribed mRNA catabolic process, RNase MRP-dependent; tRNA processing; rRNA processing. Lineage: Eukaryota; Fungi; Basidiomycota; Tremellomycetes; Tremellales; Cryptococcaceae. Bases 1 to 1356 code for a protein of 451 amino acids. Gene Ontology annotation, cellular component: cytosol; nucleolar ribonuclease P complex; ribonuclease MRP complex.
AUGGCACCAACCACACCAAAAGGGAAGGGGAAAGCCCCAGUGGCGGUCCACGACGAGUCAAAGUCAAUCCGUGCACAGUCAAAGAAGGACAAGCCAAAGCAGGACAGCGCAGACAAGAGUGCUCUCAGCAAGGAUGUGCAGAAAGCAGUAUUGGCCAACCCCUUGACCGUCCCUUGGCCGAAUAUGCCAAAAUACCUCCAAGACAACGUCCUCCACCUCCUCAACGAGCUCGUCCCGUCCCACGUCGCCGACUACCAUGUCCUCCGUGCCAGGUGUCAACAAUCCGACAAGCGCAGAAGAAGAGCCCAAGAACACAAGGCCAAGAACCCACCUAAAGAUGAAGACGCGACAAUGUCUGAACCAGAAUCAGAGCCUGCCGAAACAGGCCAAAAGCGCAAACGGCCCACAGCAAGUGCAAAGACUGCUACGACCUCUGGUCCGCCUGAGAAGCCGGAGAUCCUCUCUCAUCUCGUCAUGGGAAUUAAUGAGGUCAUCAAGGGCCUCGAGACGCAGAUUGAUAAUUUGAAAUUGCAAUUACUGGUAAUGGGUGAUACCCUCAACGGGAACCAGCCGGGCAAACCUGGGAAACCCGACCUGCUUCCUACAGCUCCUCGCUCGCCAUCUCCUUCUUCUGAGGGCGACGUCGAAGAUCUAUCAGACCCUGCGCCAGCAACCAAAGAGAAAUCACCCCCAAUCACAUUCAUCAUCGUCCCCCUCCUCUCCAUCAACCCCCAAUCCCUCGUCUCCCCCAUCCCAUCCUACUGCGCCACAUACAACGCCUUAGCGUACCAACACGCCCAACUAUCCAAAAUCCUGCAGACUAGAUUGAAGAAGGAAAAGUGGGCGGAAGUUAUGGGAGAGGAGAGGGAAGAGGUGAGGGUGGUGCCGCUGGGAGCUGUGGAGAAGGAGAUGGCGGAGAUUGUUGGGUUGAGGCGGUUGGCGUGCUUGGGCAUCAGGGAAUCGCAUCCCGACGUCUCUCGCCUCCAAGAACUCCUCCCCAAGGCGAAACUCCCCCCGCCACGCCAUAGCGUCACCCUCCCCUUCCCCACUUCUUCCCUUACCGUCCACACCGGUCGUCAAUCAUCUUCCAACUCUCCCAACUCCGCCAUCUCCAACCCCCAGAAUCUGCCCCCGGUGACAUACGCCGCACUGCAUAUCAAAGGUAUACAGACUAAACAGCCUGCCGACGGGAAUUCGCGCAAGGCGAAGCGGUUGCAGGAAGUGAGAGGGAAGAGGGAGGAAGCGAAGGUGAGGAAGGUUGAAGCGAAGAAGGCUGGGAAGGGGAAGGGGAGUAAGGGAGAGAAGAAUGGGAAGGGGAAGAAAUGGACGGCGGCGCAGGUGGAGAAGACUGCGUGA